AUGGGUCUUCGUGUACUCCCUCUGCUUCUUUCAUUCCUUGUUUUCUUUCUGUUGCAUACUCCCACCCUUGCCGUUAAAAAGUCUUAUAUAGUGUACAUGGGAGCACAUAAUUCACCUCUCCUGGAGCCUUCGUUGCAUGACCUCCAACUUUUAACGAAUUCACAUUACAAUUUCCUUGCAUCGUUAAUAGGAAGCACCGAGAAGGCUCAGGAUGCAAUCUUUUACUCGUACACAAGAUUCAUAAAUGGAUUUGCAGCAGUCCUUGAAGAGGAAGAAGCAGAAAUGAUUGCAAAGGAUCCAAAAGUAUUAUCAGUAUUCUUAAACCAGGGAAGAAAACUGCACACAACAAGGUCAUGGGAUUUUCUUGGACUUGAGACAGCUGGAACAAUUAAUAAUGCCGAAUCAGCAUGGAAGGCUGCAAGGUUUGGUGAAGACACAAUAAUUGGAAACCUCGACACCGGUGUAUGGCCGGAAUCAAAGAGCUUCAACGAUGAAGGGAUGGGUCCCAUCCCCUCCAGGUGGCGUGGUAUCUGUCAAAGUGGCAACAACGAUGGAGUUCGUUGCAACAGGAAGCUGAUCGGAGUAAGGUACUUCAACAAAGGCUAUUAUUCAUUUGCAGGCAUUAGUCCGAACUCCUCCCAAUCCACUGCUCGCGAUCACAAUGGGCAUGGAUCCCAUACCUUAUCUACAGCUGGGGGUAACUUUGUACCCGGAAUUAAUGUUCUUGGCCAUGGCAAUGGCACUGCAAAGGGUGGAUCACCAAAGGCACGUGUGGCUGCCUAUAAGGUGUGCUGGCCACCACUAUUACUGGGUGGUGGACAGUGCUUUGACGCGGAUAUCAUGGCUGCCUUUGACGCUGCAAUAGCUGAUGGUGUUGAUGUGCUUUCAGUGUCUCUGGGUGCCUCCGGCCCUAGCGAGUUCUUUAACAAUGGCGUAGCAAUAGGCUCCUUCCAUGCGGUCAAGAAUGGCAUUGUUGUGGUUAGCUCUGCUGGCAACAAUGGACCAGCUGCAGGGACCGUAUCAAAUGGCUCUCCAUGGAUGUUCACUGUUGCUGCUAGUACCCUUGAUCGAGAAUUCGCUAAUUAUGUUGCACUUGGCAACAAGUUGCGCCUCAAGGGAACAAGCCUUUCAACUGGAGGCUUGCCUUCUAAUAACUUCUAUCCACUGAUCAGUGCUGGAGAUGCUGCUGCUGCUAAUGCAUCAGCUCCAGAAGCUAUUUUCUGUCAGGCUGGAACUCUUGAUCCCAAGAAAGUGAAAGGCAAGAUUUUGGUAUGUCUCCGUGGGGAAAAUGGAAGAGUUGACAAGGGGUAUCAUGCUCUUGCCGCAGGUGCCGUGGGAAUGAUAUUGGCUAAUGAUGAGGACAAUGGGAAUGGAGUUUCAGCCGAUCCUCACUUGCUCCCUGCUUCACAUGUCAGUUACACUGAUGGCCAACGUGUCUUUGCUUACUUAAGGAGUACCAAGAACCCUCAAGGUUUCAUAAGUCCUGUAAGGACGCAAUUGGAUACAAAGCCAGCUCCAUUUAUGGCUCCUUUCUCAGCUGCAGGACCCAAUCUCGUCGAGCCAUCGAUCCUCAAGCCUGAUAUCACCGCACCCGGGGUGAAUAUCAUUGCUGCUUACACCGAAGCCGUUAGCCCAACUGAUAUGGAAUCUGACAAACGCCGCUUUGCUUACAAUGUUCUCUCUGGCACUUCCAUGUCAUGCCCUCAUGUUUCUGGCAUUGUCGGCCUCCUUAAAACCCUCCACCCUACCUGGAGUCCCGCAGCUAUUAAAUCAGCAAUCAUGACCACAGCAAAAACGCAAGAUAACAGAAUGAAGCCAAUUCUGAGCUCUGCCAAUCACGAAGCCACACCAUUGGAAUAUGGUGCGGGACAUGUGCAACCAAACCAUGCAGUGGACCCUGGACUCGUUUAUGAUCUGACCGUCGAUGAUUACUUGAACUUCUUAUGUGCUCAUGGCUAUAACCAAACCCUGAUCCAAUUAUUUGCAGAUAAGCCAUAUGCAUGUCCCAAGUCUUUCCAACUUGUUGACUUCAACUACCCUUCAAUCACAAUUCCUAAUCUCCAUGCAACCACGGUGACUGUAACUAGAACAGUAACUAAUGUUGGCUCAGCUCCAUGCAAGUACAAUGUGACUGUCCAGGAACCUGCAGGAGUUUCGGUCUCGGUUGAACCUACAACAUUGGAGUUCAAAUCAAUAGGUGAAAAGAAGACCUUCAAAAUUACUCUCAAGACCAAGGUCGGGUCUUCGAUUGUAGGCUACGUAUUCGGACAUUUGAUAUGGUCAGAUGGCAAGCACUUUGUGAGGAGUACUAUUUCAGUCAGCUCUUCUGGCAAGAUAUCAAGCACCUCCUCACAUUCGUAAUGACUCAUCCUCCUCCCUCAGUC
Juglans regia (Persian walnut) is the source of this 2384-nucleotide messenger RNA. Its product is annotated as subtilisin-like protease SBT5.4. The record is from RefSeq and is a predicted model, not a curated record. The transcript is spliced from 11 exons. NCBI's taxonomy places the organism in Eukaryota, Viridiplantae, Streptophyta, Magnoliopsida, Fagales, Juglandaceae. The coding region runs from base 1 to 2361 and encodes 786 amino acids. Gene Ontology annotation, biological process: proteolysis. Gene Ontology annotation, molecular function: serine-type endopeptidase activity.